Messenger RNA from Soboliphyme baturini, 486 nucleotides. NCBI's taxonomy places the organism in Eukaryota, Metazoa, Nematoda, Enoplea, Dioctophymatida, Soboliphymatidae. The record is from the annotation of a GenBank genome assembly.
AUGCAAUUGCAGCAGAGAAUCGCUAGGGAAAUAUUUUUCAAGACAAAGACACGAAUUAGACUUAAGAUUUGUGCUUACACUUCGCCUCUCCUUGCGACUGUCCGAGAUUCUAAACGUCACGUUGUUCUGCCGUCGUCGGUGAGGGCUGCAGUCAGAGCCAUCGUCAGUUACGUUUCGAACCGGCGCCCACGCACAGCGGCUGCGAGCGACGAAACUGAAGUUCCUCGACGACUAAGUGGUGUGCAGGGGGCGAGACGCGUGCGGCGACAGCAACUAAGUGUGCGUGAUGCGUGCUGCGAAGUGGACGCCCUCCUCGAUUCUAGCCGAACCAGGAAUUGGGCGACUACCGCCUCCAAAGCCGGGGCUGAACUCAACGGUGUCGAGCUGAGCAACGAGUCAUCGCCCUCGCCCUCGCCCCUUAGUUUCGUUCAAAUGACGAAUUACCUUGCAGCCAUAGUCGAUUCGGUUUUUGGUGAGUGCCCGUAA